Fraxinus pennsylvanica is the source of this 861-nucleotide messenger RNA. The record is from the annotation of a GenBank genome assembly. NCBI's taxonomy places the organism in Eukaryota, Viridiplantae, Streptophyta, Magnoliopsida, Lamiales, Oleaceae.
AUGGCCGUGACACAACUCGACGACUUGCCUGAAGAUUGUCUUGCCCAUGUCAUCACAUUCACGACUCCUCAUUACGCUUGCCAGUCCGUGCUCGUAUCAGCAAUGUUUCGUAGAUCUAUUGAGUCGGACAUCGUGUGGGAAAAAUUCUUGCCUCGUGAUUAUCGCGACAUCGUUUCUAAGUUAGUAUCUCCGAUAGAGUUUUCUUCAACAAGGGAUUUGUUUUUCAAGCUUUCUGCUCCUCUUCUCAUUGAUGGGGGUACCAAGACAUUUGCCAUUGAUAAAAUUACAAAUAAGAAAUGCUACAUGUUGAGUGCAAGGGAAUUAUCAAUUGCAUGGACAAGCUUUCCUCUUUACUGGUGCUGGAAACGCCUUCUUCAAUCAAGAUUUGCAGAAGGAGUAGAGCUUAUAAUGUUUUGUAGGCUAGAGAUAUAUGGUAAAGUCAACACUCGAAUACUAUCAUCAGACACAACUUAUGGGGCGUACCUUGUCAUUAAAUUUGCGGAUCGUACUUUCGGAUUAGAUUCAUUACUGUCUGAAAUUUCAAUUGAAGUUGGCAAUUACAAAUCGAGAAGAAAGACUUAUCUAAGCUACAAUAAGCGAAUGAAACAAGAAUUUGGACGUGUUUUCAAUCCACGACACAAAAUUGACAAACCAAGAUCACGAUUAAGAUCAAAAGUUUGUGAAGUAGAAGAAUGCUUUCUUCAUGAAAGGAAAGAUGGAUGGUUAGAGGUUGAAUUAGGUGAAUUUUAUUGCGAUUGCACAGACAGAGAAGUGAUAAUGAGCUUAGAAGAAGAGGUCAAGGGUGAGCACCUCAAAGGGGGACUUAUUGUUGAAGGCAUUGAGCUUAGGCCUAAAUACUAG